AAAUAUCGAAGGACAUAAACCAUUCUAAUUCUCAUCUUAUCAUUUAUCAGAAACCAGAACUAGAAAAAAAAACAAUGUGUGAUCUUGCAUUGUCCUUUGCUCGCCAUAUCCUUCUUCCAAUGGCGGAUUUAGCCAAUCUGAUAAAAGGCCUCCCAGAAGAAGUUCAGAAAAUGAAAGAUGAACUGGAGAAGAUUCAGACCUUCAUUUAUGAAACAGAUAGAAUGUCUGCAACUGAAGUAGACAAGGAAAGUGUGAAGCAGCUGGUGGAAAGAGCUUUUCGCUUAGAAGACACCAUCGAUGAAUACAUGAUCUGUGAGCAAUGGCAGCCUGCUCAUGAUCUUCCAUUUGCAGCUUUACCCUCUGAGGCUGCUAGCUUCAUCAAAACAAUGAGCCUUCGCGUUCAAAUGGCGUGUAAGAUCAAGUUCUUUAAAUGGCUGCAGAGAAGUGAAAAAGAUGAUGGCUUACAAGUCUCAUCUUCUUCAGAACAAGGACCAAGCACUGGACACCAAGAUGAUGCGGUGAGGCGGUUCAAAGAUGCUGCUCUUCUCCUGAACGAAGUUGAUGUUGUGGGAUUUGAAUCCCCCAAAAAAACAUUGAUUGAUUGGUUGGUGAAUGGAAGAGAAGAGCGGACUGUCAUCUCAGUUGUAGGAAUGGGAGGGCAGGGGAAAACCACCGUUUCCAAGCAAGUGUUCAACGACAAAAAGGCGACUGGGCCAUACCGUGCAUGGGUCACGGUGUCUCAGUCAUACACCGUGGACGGAAUACUGAGGGACAUGUUGCAGGCAUUUUACAAAGAACAACGCCAGUCUCCUCCUAGUGCCAUUUCCACGAUGGAUCGAGUGUCAUUGAUAACUGAAGCACGAAACUACUUGCAAGAAAAGAGGUACAUCGUGUUCUUUGAUGAUGUAUGGAACACACAUUUUUGGGAUGACGUUGAGCAUGCAUUAAUUGAUAAUAAACUUGGAAGUAGGGUGUUCAUCACAACAAGGGAUGGGGAUGUUAUAAAUUUUUGCAAGAAAUCUUCUUUUAUUGAAGUGCUUGAGCUGCAACCUUUAACUAAAAAGAAAUCUCUAAAGCUUUUUUGUAAGAAGGCAUUCUUUGACUUGAAUGAAAAUUGUCCCCCAAAUCUUGUGAAAAUAUGUUCUGAAAUUGUUAACAAAUGCAAUGGUUUACCAUUAGCAAUUGUAGCCAUGGGGGGUGUUUUAGCUGCCAAAAAGAGAGAUGUAUUUGUUUGGGAAGAUUUUAGUAAAUAUCUAAGUUCAGAAUUGGAGAAGGAUCCAAGUUUAAAUGGUAUCAGGAAGAUUUUGGGUAUUAGUUAUGAUGAUUUGCCUCCCUCUCUUAAACCUUGCUUACUAUAUUUUGGAAUGUAUCCCGAAGACUAUGAAGUUAGAUCAAAGAGAGUGAUUAGGAAAUGGAUAGCUGAGGGGUUUGUCAAAGGGGAAAAGGGGGAAUCUUUGGAGAAAGUAGCUGAAGGAUAUUUAUCACAAUUAAUCCAUAGAAACUUGGUGCAAGUAUCUUCAUUCACAGGUGCUGGCAGAGUUAAAGGUUGUCGUGUUCAUGACCUAUUACGUGACAUGAUCCUUAAAAAGUUUGAGGAUUUAAGUUUCUGCCAAUUUAUUCCUGAAGAUGAUAAGUCAGCCUUGAGUGUGAAAAGUCGACGCCUAUCAAUAGAAACCAGUUUCAAUGACUUUAUGGUAAGUACUGAAAGCUCGUACAUCCGUUCACUGCUUUUUUUUAUAGAGGAAGCUUUUCCUAUGGGGAUAAUCCCUACAAAAUACAAGCUAUUGAAGGUACUUGACUUUGAAGAUGUUGGAUUUUAUUGUGGUGCUCCUGAGAAUUUGGGGACUCUAAUCCAUUUGAGGUAUUUGAGCUUCAGGAAUACAGGCAUAAAAAGUCUUCCAGAAUCCAUUGGUAAACUUGAGAACCUAGAGACCUUGGAUCUAAGGGGAACAUAUGUGGAAGUGCUACCAAAAGAGAUAGGUAAGCUUAGAAAGCUAAGACAUUUUCUGUAUACACUUGGUGUCAGUUUUACUGCAUUGAAGGAUAGUGUUGGAGGUAUGACAUCCCUCCAAACGCUACGUGGUGUGAGCUUAUCUGAUGAUGAAGCACUGGAGCUAAUUAUUGAGCUAGAAAAGCUAAGGCAGUUAAGAGUGUUGGGGUUGUACGAGGCUAGGGAAGAACAUGAAGGAGCUCUAUGUUCCUUAUUCAAUAAAAUGCAACACUUGGAGAAACUAUAUAUUUCCAUCAGAUUUGGUGAAUCCAUUGAUUUGAAUUCUACAUCCAUGCCAAUGCUUCGAGUGCUUCAACUUCAGGGGAUGUUACAUAACUUUCCAGAGUGGACUACAGUGCUUCAAAAUCUUGUUAAGUUGACCAUGGUGAACUCGUCCUUAACUGUUGAUACAUUCAAAUCACUACAAAACAUGCCAAACUUGUUGUUCCUCAGUAUCUCAGACUCGUAUGAUGGUGAUACUUUGCAUGUUCAUGAUGGGGGGUUUCCAAAUCUAAAGCAUCUACAACUUGAAUUUUUUUCUGAGUUAGAAUUCUUCCAUAUUGAUAAAGGAGCACUGCCUUCUCUGGAAACUCUUACCUUACGCGGCUUCCCCAUGCUCAACAAGGUACCAAGAGACUUCCAACACUUGAAGAAUCUUAGACGCCUCGAUAUGUUGUUUUGUUCAACUACAAUUGAGGAUUGCCAACAAGGCCAAAUCAUUGAGUAUGUGCCCCGUGUACAAGUUCAUGAUUACGACCUUGAUGACAACCUCUUAAUUCAUCGCUUGAAGUUCGGAAAAGAAGGGAAUCGAAUAUCUCAUCAGCAAUAUGAAUAAUGAGGUAUUGGGCUUCCAGUUCAAUGAAAUGUAGAUUCUCCAUGUGGCCUUCCACAAAAAAUGGCAAUGUGUGUGGUCUAUUUUGAUUCAUACCAUCUAUGGUCUAUGGAGUGGGCUAAUUAAGAACCUGUGCUUUCUCAAUGUCAUUAUUGAGACAGGUUGCUUGAUUCUUUAUCAAGAAUGGAGAUCUGGACGUAGAGCAAGCUCAUGCAUGUCUUCUAUGAUUCGGGAUUGUUUGAUUUUGGCAUCAUAUUUCUCUUCCUGCACUUUAUUUAAUGAAAAAAGGCACUCUAAUAAUGUUGUUGCUGGUUCUUUAGCUAAAUUUGCUUUUUCUGUAAGAGAGCAUAUCUGGAUGGAGGACUACCCACCAUAAGUGGACUUAUUGUAAAAGAAAAGUACUCACUUUGUGGUGGAAGUUUAAUGGAUCCAAAUCCAAGUUUAAUUUCUCUUUUAUGGGUGUUCGAUGUUAAUUUCCAUUCAAUUAUGUCUUUGUAAUUUUGAAUAAGGAAAAAUAACUUUCAUAUGGUUUUCCCAUAUUCUAAUGAUUUAGUGCU
Molecule: messenger RNA, 3379 nt
Organism: Lotus japonicus
Lineage: Eukaryota; Viridiplantae; Streptophyta; Magnoliopsida; Fabales; Fabaceae
Product: disease resistance protein RPM1-like
Exons: 3
Coding region: 75-2825 (916 amino acids)
Biological process (GO): defense response to other organism
Molecular function (GO): ADP binding
Source: RefSeq, a predicted model, not a curated record